CAAGGUCAUGUGGUCCACCAGACUUGAGCAACGGCCAGUUCAGCCCCAUGACCAACCUCCAGUUUGGGGCAACGAUAACCUACAGCUGUAACCCCGGGUACCGCUUAAUUGGGAAGUCGACUGCUGAAUGUAUAAUUGGAGAAAAAGGUGUUUUUUGGGAUAACGUUCCAUUCUGUGAAGCUAUUCAAUGUUUUCCACCUCCUGAGAUCAAGAAUGGGCAGCUCACCAAUGAGUAUGACCACUUCAGCUUUGGCAUGACUGUAACCUACACCUGUAACAAGGAUUUUUCUCUUAUUGGAGAGGCCUCAAUUCACUGUACAGCAGAUGAGCUCGAUGGAGUGUGGAGUGGGCCAGCCCCUGAAUGCAAAGUGGUCAGAUGUAAGAAUCCAGAAGUGCCAAAUGGAAAACGGUUAUCUGGCUUUGGCCAUGAGCACACGUAUAAAAAUACAGUGACCUUUGCCUGUAAUCCUGGUCAUCUGUUGAAAGGCAGCAGUGUAGUUACUUGUGAAGCAGACAGUAACUGGAAGCCGCCGCUGCCAACGUGUGACCCAAUCUUCUGUGGUCCUGCUCCACACUUCCCCUUCGCCGAGCUGACGAGGGCUGUGGCUGGCAGCUCUCCUGGUGGAACUGUGCUGGCCUAUCAGUGUAAACCAGGCUAUGCCUUAGCUCCUGGGAAGUCCUCUGAUGUCACCUGCCAGGAUGAUGCAAUGUGGUCUGCAGACCCAGACUUCUGCAUACGACAGCAGUGUGCUCCUCCUGUGAUAAAGAACGGGGAUGUCAUUGCAGACAACUUCCUCUUUGAGACAGUUGUGAAAUUCACCUGUCACCCUGGGUAUGAAUUAAAGGAGCCAUCUGCCAAGUGUGUGGUGUCAGGAAAUGGAGUUGACUGGGAUAAAGCACCUCCAUACUGUGAAAGACAGCUCCCUGUUCUCUGUGGAGAUCCCCCCACGGUUGGCAGCAGCACACACAAUGGCACGAAGGGCACAGCCUUUGCCCAGGGCUCCGUGGUGGUGUAUAAGUGCAAGGAUGGCUUCACCCUUGCUGGAGCAGCCUCUGUUCGCUGUGAAGUGGAUCAUCAGUCCCAGGGAGUCUGGAGCAAGCCUACUCCUCAGUGCAAAGGUGGAGCAAACAUCCUCAUUGCUGCUGCCAGGUGCCCAUUCCCACACAUCCAGAAUGGGAAGAGUGUCUCUGCUACUCGCUAUUCCUACGGGGCUGGGGACACCGUCAGCUUCACGUGCAACACGGGGUUCACCUUGCAGGGCUCCCACACAAGCACGUGUGGAGCUGACUUCAGAUGGAACCCCCCUCUGCCAGUGUGCAAACAGGAGGUGACGUGUCCUCGGCCACCAAACAUCGCCAACGGGCAGCACACUGGGCAGUCCUUGGACAAGUUCUCCCGGGGAGUGACCGUGACCUACAGCUGCAAGGCUGGCUACGAGCUGCUCGGGAACACGUCCACCCAGUGCCUGGGGAGUGGGGCGUGGAGCAGGCCCCUGCCCCGCUGCGAAGCAAUUGGCUGUAAGAUACCUGAGGUGCAGAACGGGAAGGUCUACAAGCCACAGAGCACCUACAAAGCUGGAGAGAUGCUUCACUUUGACUGUGAUGCUGAUUAUACUGCAGAGGGCACCUAUGAGACUCGGUGCCUGCCAGGGGGGGCCUGGGAUCCACCUGAGUUCAUGUGCAGGAAGGUGCGACCGUGCCCCAUGCCUCCAAGGGUCCACAAUGGGAAUCACAACGGCCAGGACAAAGCCUUUUUCACCCUGGGCAUGUCUGUGACAUACACCUGUGACCCUGGCUACUACCUGGUUGGAAAUGCCAGAGUGUUCUGCAAAGCAUCAGGGAACUGGAGCCAGCCUGGCCCUCGCUGUGAAGGGGUGACAUUCCAGUGUCACAGCGGUUACAGCCUGCAGGGCAGUGCUAAAAUCUUCUGCCAGGAGGAUGGCAGCUGGCACCCUCCUGUGCCCACCUGCGACAGGCUGCCCCGUGACCAGCAGUUCUCAGACAGGCCUGCACGCUCAGGGAAAAAAUGUAAUCAUCCUGGUGAACCUGAGAAUGGGAAGAUCCUUUCCCUAACAGAUCUGCUGUUUGGGUCAACUGUGUCCUACGGCUGCGAGGAAGGGUACAGGCUGAUUGGACAGCCCAGCAGACGCUGUGAGCUCUCUGGAGGACGUGUUGCAUGGAGUGGUGACAUCCCCACUUGUCAGCGUAUCCCCUGUGAGCCGCCUCCAGACAUUCCCAACGGGAAGCACACGGGCAGGCUGCUGGAUGACUUCUACUUUGGGAUCUCCGUGACGUACAGCUGCAGCCCCGGGCACCCUCUGCACGGGGAGCCCUCCAUCCACUGCACCUCCCGGGACGGCUGGCACGGCGUCUGGAGCUCUGCCCCCCCAAGCUGCGGAGAAGCAAGGUGUCCUACCCCUCGGGUGCAGCACGGGAGGGUGGUGUCUCCUAAGGCUGCCUACACACACAAGGACACAGCUGCCUUUGAGUGUGAGCCUGGCUACGUUCUGCACGGCCACAGCGUGGUACAGUGCCAGCUGAAUAACACCUGGGAGCCACCUGUGCCAACCUGCGAGCCAGCUGGCUGUGAUGCACCCCCCAGGCUGGCGUUUGCUGAGCUGAAGGAGCAGCACAGGAACCAGACCACCUUCCCUGAGGGGAGGACAGUGGAGUACGUGUGCCAGCCAGGGUACACCCCGAGGCUGGGAAUGCCACAGACCAUCACAUGCCUCAGGAACAGGACCUGGUCUGCAGCCCUGGAGUUCUGUACAAGGAAACAAUGUGCUAACCCAGAGGAUCCGAAGAAUGGCAGAGCUGUGGUCCUGACAGAUCUCCUCUUUGGGUCCAAAGUGAACUACACUUGUGACACAGGGAACAGUGUGGCCAGUGUCUCUGCAUUUGUCACCAACGUUUACAGAAAGGGAGAGGUGAGGUGUCCUCCUCCUCCGGGCAUUGCCAACGGGAAGCACAGCGGGCAGCCCUCGGCCGGGCACCUCCCGGGCUCGGUGGUGCAGUACUCCUGCAGCCCCGGCUACUCCCUGCUGGGGAACGCCUCCCUCACCUGCACGCCCGAGGGCACCUGGAGCCGGCCCCGGCCCCGCUGCCAAGCAACCGGCUGCGAAAGGCCCGAGAUCGAGAAUGGAAGGACAGGGGGGCUGGAGAGCCUGUACAGCCCCGGGGACACCCUCGUCUUCGAGUGCAACUUGGGUUACACCUUGAAGGGUUCUCAAGAGUCUCAGUGCCAGUUUGGGGGCGUGUGGGACCCUCCUGUCCCCAUCUGUGAGAAGAUGCUACAGUGCCCUUCCCCUCCAAAAAUCAAAAAUGGCCAUCAUGAGAGCAAGGAUGUGAAAGCAUUCUUCCCUGGAACAUCAGUGAGGUACAACUGUGACCCGGG
Messenger RNA from Merops nubicus (carmine bee-eater), 3394 nucleotides. Its product is annotated as complement receptor type 1-like. The annotation marks the transcript as partial. Lineage: Eukaryota; Metazoa; Chordata; Aves; Coraciiformes; Meropidae. The transcript has 24 exons. The record is from RefSeq and is a predicted model, not a curated record.